Molecule: messenger RNA, 1587 nt
Organism: Castor canadensis (American beaver)
Lineage: Eukaryota; Metazoa; Chordata; Mammalia; Rodentia; Castoridae
Source: RefSeq, a predicted model, not a curated record
AUGGCUGGUCAGAGGGUACUGCUGCUAGUGGGCUUCUUUUUCCCUGGGAUCCUGUUCUCAGAGUCUGCCAAAAUCUUGACUUUAUCUGCAUUUGGUGGAAGUCAUUAUCUACUGAUGGACCGUGCAUCUCAGAUUCUCCAAAAGCAUGGUCAUCAGGUGACCAUGCUUUGGAAAGGAAACGCAUCUAGAAUUUUAUCCAUUUCUUCUAGAUUUUCCAACGAGGAAAUUUCAUACCAGGUUAUCAGUUGGCUUCUAUCCGAAAAUCAAAAAGAAGAGCUAAGGAAGAAUUUAGAUUUUUAUGUACAAGAAGGCUUGCAUGGAAGGGACAGAUUUCACAUCUAUGUAAGGAUAUGUGAAUACCUUGGGACAUUAUGCAGUGAUCUGCUAAGCAAAAGGGACAUCAUGGAGUCCUUAAGAAGAGAGAACUUUGACCUGCUAUUUUUUGAUGUAUCAGAUCCCUGUCAUUUCCUGAUUGCUGAGAAGCUUGGGAAACCAUUUGUGUCCUUUCUUCCCAUAAUGUUUAGCCGUUGGGACUUUGGGCUACCAAAACCCUUGUCUUAUGUUCCAGUGUACCUUUCUGGUCUAUCUGACCAAAUGGGCUUUUGGGGCCGAGUGAGGAAUGUUCUGAUGUCCUUUGAUUUCUCCAUGAAACAAAGGAAAAUACUGUCUAUGUUUGACAACACCAUCAAGGAGCAUUUUACAGAAGGUCCUGGGACAAAACUGGUCUAGGCAGAGCUGUGGUUUGUUAACUCAGACUUUGCCUUUGAAUUUGCUCAUCCUCUGCUUCCCAACACUGUUUAUGUUGGAGGUUUGCUAGACAAACCUGUUAAGCCAAUACCACAAGAAAGUAAAUGCUUAGACCUGGAGAACUUUAUUGCCAAGUUUGGAGAAUCUGGAUUUGUCCUUGUGGCUCUGGGCACAUUUUUGAGCAUGUAUCAGACCCCAAAAUUCCUUAAUGAGUUGAAUAGUGCCUUUGCCAACCUCCCUCAAAGGGUGAUAUGGAAUUGUAAUAGUUCUCAGUGGCCCAAAGAUGUCAAAAUGCCCACAAAUGUGAAAAUUAUGGACUGGCUUCCUCAGAAUGAUCUCCUGGCUCACCCUAGCAUCCGUCUUCUUGUCACCCAUGGUGGAAUGAAUAGCAUAAUGGAGGCUAUCCAACAUGGCGUGCCCAUGGUGGGGAUUCCUUUUUAUGGAGGACAGGCUGAAAACAUGGUCCGAAUAGAGGCCAAAAAGUUUGGGGUCGCUAUUCAGCUACAGAACCUCAAGGCAGAGACAUUAACCCUUAAGAUAAAACAAGUCAUAGAAGACAAGAGGUACAAGUCUGCAGCGGUAGCUGCCAGCAUCAUCAGGCACUCCCACCCUCUGACCCCUGCUCAGUGCCUGGUGGGCUGGAUCAACCACAUCCUACAGACUUGGGGAGCUGUGCACCUCAAGCCCUAUGCUUUCCAGCAGCCAUGGCAUGAGCACUACAUGCUUGAUGUCUUCUUGUUUCUGCUGGGGCUCACUGUGGGCACCAUGUGGCUUUUUAGGAAGUUUCUGGGCAUGGUGACAAGGUGGUUGAGGGGAUCCAAGAAGGUGAAGAAGACAUAA